AUGAAGUUCUCUGUCGCCACUCUCGCUGUGCUCGCCACUGCUGUGACUGCUCAAUACGGCCAGGGUCAGAACCAAUAUGGCCAGGGUCAGGGCCAGAACCAAUACGGUCAACAGCCCCAGCAAUACCAGCCCUUCCCUCCCCAGCAGCAGCAGUACAGUGGUGGAUACUCCGCCCCUUCCCAGCAGCAGAACAAGUACUCGCCGGCCGAGUACCAGGAAUGGCACCAGUGUGUUGAUCAAUUCCUUGACGGUUUCAACGUCGGACACGAGGGCAGCAAGGCAGGCUGUUCCUACUGGACCUGUAUUGAAGGUGUCGCCACCAAGUACGGACGUGGAGGUGUUCUUGCUACCGCUGGUAACAUUGUCAGCAAAGCCUGUGCCGCUUCUGGCAUUAUUCCUAACUGGCUUUAA
Penicillium soppii is the source of this 411-nucleotide messenger RNA. RefSeq lists its product as uncharacterized. Bases 1 to 411 code for a protein of 136 amino acids. NCBI's taxonomy places the organism in Eukaryota, Fungi, Ascomycota, Eurotiomycetes, Eurotiales, Aspergillaceae. The transcript has 2 exons. The record is from RefSeq and is a predicted model, not a curated record.